Messenger RNA from Amoebophrya sp. A25, 5078 nucleotides. NCBI's taxonomy places the organism in Eukaryota, Dinophyceae, Syndiniales, Amoebophryaceae. The record is from the annotation of a GenBank genome assembly.
AUACGAUUGGAUUGCGAUUUCUAUUGCAAAAAGUAAAGAUUAUGGCAGACCUCGCGAUUGUGCCUUUUCAAGAGUCGUUCUCCGCGCUUCCCAGGCUUUCGCUCUCGCGGUUGCACGAGGAUUUCGCACAUUGAGUAUCGAGUAGUGCCAAUGUUUCAGCAGGGUGCGCCAUCACCCCGGCUAACGCCAUCAUCUAUCUCGAUAGACGAGUUGGUCAAAAAGUAGAACUCCAGCUUUCGAUAAUUCAGCCAGAUAUUUUCCAGAGCAUUUCUCCUAUGCAUAAUCACAUUUUCCGCACCUAUGAAACCAUUAUAGACGAGGCACAGGCGAUCACAGUCAAUGGCAACUUUCUCUAUUUCUUCUCUAUAAAUCCGGCCUUCGUAAGUCUAUAUUAAACGAGCACGAGAACAGACGAGCGUAGUCAAAAUAUUGUUGAUUAUAUACAUAGUAAUACACUAACACUUCGCGCACGUGCAGCUGCAGACUCGAAAUUGGUAAAAAAAUCAGAACUGCAUUGCUAUGUCCAUCAUAUCCGCAGAUCACCCUGCUCCUUUUUUAUUUGCCUUGCUAUUAGAUUUCUUAGAUCGUCCUUCCUGGCUGCAUCCCCACGUUGCUUGCUUAGGUUAGAUACGCAAGUAUUCAGACAGUACAAUCUACAAAUGCAACGAGAUCGAUGUCGUUCAUGAAAUUACAUGAUUAGUUGUUUUUGCUCCUGCUCUUGAAAGAUGAGCUUGAUAUAAUUAGUCCUAGUAGGUUUAGUGUGAGGCAUAGAAGUUAGUUUUCUUCAACGUGCAAGUUCAUUUCUUGGUGUCAACGACAUAGUCCCAGUUAUUAGUCCUAGACUGUGCUUGAGACAAAGAUAGAAGAUAGUAGUCUUUCAUCCCAGUCCCACACAAGAAGACGUGUAUACACACGUACACGGUCCGCUGAAAAUCUAGUCCUAGUAGUUUGAUCAGUUGUUCUGAGACCGUCUCGAAUUGGACCGUCUCUGAAUAGAGCGUGUUUAAAUUUCAACUAGAUUAGUAAAAGGUCAGCAAUUUGUGCGACUUGUGCUCCUCUUUUGAUUGCAGAAAGCUACGUUUCGUUCAAUUGAAAGUCAUUCGUCUCACUAAAUUGACCCUUGUUGUUCUUUGAGUAGCUAGACCUAGACGUUCGCUGUUUGUCUAGACCUGGUAGAUUUUUUUCUUCUAUCGAAAUGUCGGGUUCUACAAAGAAGACAACGGAGAACGAGGCGGCCGUUGCUCGAAUGGAGGAAGCGCUCGCUGCUUUUGGCCAAGGAAAAUUCGUAUUAGUUAUGGACUCUCCGGAUCGCGAAAAUGAAUGUGAUCUCAUCGUAGCGGCAGAGUAUUGCACGGUGGAACAGGUAUUGGCUUUUGUCUAGUACUACAGCUUAACAUCAGGGUGGAUGUGAACAACAAGCGUAACAAUUUCAAAUCACAACGACAUUCAUGUUGUUGCGCAACUAACGUUGUCCACCAACAUUACAAAAAUCACAGAUGGCGUUUAUGAUUCGCAAGAGUACAGGAAUCAUAUGCGUAACGACUGGCAAGGAAAGAUUGGAAAGUUUUGGGUUACAUCCUGCAACGGGUCGAAACACGGAUCCGAAUGGAACCAAUUUCUACGUUUCCACUGACUAUCUGAUUGGAACUACCACAGGAGUUUCGGCGGCGGUAAAAGUUUUUCAUUUAAUUGUUUUCUGGACUCCACAGUGUUUAUGUUAUACGUGCAGACUUUGUUUGAGAAUUGUUUACUCAGGGGUUGUUGCAUUGAACAUCUAGCACCAAUACCAAACUCAAACUCUGCAUGCCGAACAGACAUACUCACUAUUCUAAAUAUACUAUAGCACCCUCAUCCUGUUGCUGAUCAUCCUCUGUUUGUAAAUCCACCUCUCAGGACCGUGUCGCGACCCUUCGCGCUUUCUGCGAUGUGAAGAACAGCAAAGCUGAGGACUUCUCGAAGCCAGGCCAUAUGUUUCCGCUCUGUGCGAAGGAUGAUGGUGUCUAUGUGCGUGGUGGACACACUGAGGCAACCUUCGACUUCUGUCGUCUGGCACCCGGCGUCCGCCAUCCAGUUGGGGCAUUGGCUGAGCUAAUGCACGAUAAUGGCGAAAUGUAUCGAGCAGAAGACUCACGGAAGUUUUUAUGACUGAUCUCUGGUCGAACAACCUAGAAGUGUUAGAGUUAGUUAUAUCGUGUUCGUCAUCAUGUAUAGAAAGUGCAUGAUGAAGCAAACAAAUUACAAAGUUUCCUGUCGUCGUCUCAGUGGAAUUUCGUUACGAGAUGCAAGUUCUGGCAAUUGUAUUUUCCUGAGCAACUGUUCUGCUUCUGUUGUCCCUUGUUUUUGUAUUUUUCUCUACCCAGCCGACUCUCUCUAAGGUCUGCUCUCGAGUACAAUAUGCCAAUGGUCUACGUUGACGAUAUCGUUCGGUACCGCAGACACAAGGACGAACUGCAGAGAUUGGCAGAAUCGUCGCGGAAGCAUUUGGGCGUACCACAACGCCAAAUCAGUGAAGAAACGUCGAAAAGUCCGAUGGCAGUGCCGAGAGGACCAGUCGCGUUUCCUAGUCGACAGGUAUCUGUAGGGGUGAACGAUCCUGGCGAACCAGUCUGCGCCCCUGCACCGUCUUCGCUACAGGAAGAACAAGGGAGGAAGAAAGUGCCGAUUUCACCGAUCCUGGCCCCAGGACCGUUUGCUCAAAUAAGAAAAGAGGGGCGGCUGGAAGUGGUAUACAACGACAAUUUAUUGUAGUUUUGAUGUCGCUACCGUGAUACUCCUUCUCGCCAUUUCUACUUUCUUGUCAUGGUCGUUCAUGCACUCUCCAUCUUACUUCAUGGAAUGUAUCCAUUGCGCAAAACCGCGGAUUGAAUUUGGCACCCUAAAAAUCAAGUUUUCCACAUUCAUAUGCACUCCAGGCUGAAGACGCGUCUGCCUCGUUAAGCUUUCGAGGGAUUGAAAGCGGUGCUGUACGAAUGAUUGUGAAACCGAGUCCAACAGGUGCAGAGACUAUACUUUUAGUAACAGGCGACGUCUCGAAUGCGACCCGUGUGCCUGUUCGCGUCCAUUCUGAAUGCUUCACUGGAGACACCCUAGGUUCGAAGAUGUGCGACUGCGGUGAACAGCUAGCGGCGUUUAAAAAGGUAUUUCUUUUCGUUUUGUUUGAAUGCUAGUUGGUGGAAAGUGAGAUCGAAGAAAAAGUCUUAACAAGAGGAACUAGAUGAAAUUUAUGUCUGAUGAGAAAUAGCCGUAGCCCAAAUGAAUCCGCGUGCCGUUGCAAGUACUUACUUCCAGUUCCAAUCUUUCCUCGCCAACGCCAGGUCAUGGAUUCCCGAAAGCUUGGAGUUUUAGUAUACCUCAAAGGCCAUGAAGGUCGUGGGAUCGGCUUGUACCAUAAGAUUCGAGCUUAUGAGUUGCAGACCAGUGAGGGGCUCGAUACAGUGGAGGCCAAUGAGCGCCUUGGCUUCGAGAACGACUACCGCGACUUCGACACGGCAAUCAGCGCACUAAGGGAUUUAGACUUGAAGUCCAUCACCCUGUACACCAACAAUCCAGACAAGGAGAGGCUUAUGCGGGAAGAGCUGGGGAUUGACGUGGCAGUGAAUUCCUUGCCGACCAGUCCAAACCGACACAAUUUCAGAUACUUGGAGACCAAAAAGCACCAGCUGAGGCACCGUACAAUUAUGCAGACCUUUGAUUUGGAUAAGGAGAUCGAACAAUCAAACACUUCAAGAACAAGGAAUCAAACCGAAGGACUUUCCUCCAGUACAAAUCUUGUAGGAGGGGGCUCAUCUAGUACAAAUCUUGAAGGAGCAGGUGGAGCGCAACAAGUAGUACAGGAAUCGUCAGCAACGCCGACGCCAAGAACAAGGGAGCUUUUUUCGCCAGGCACGACAGGCGAGACCUCGAUAGAACAGAAUAGACCUGAUAAUAGAGGUGCGCAUCAAAGCAGAGGAGGAAGUGCAGCUAUUACUUCGGUGUCGCUGCAUUUUAGUAAUGGCACGCAUGCAGAACUGCCAAUUACAUUUACCUCUGGGGGCGAAGCUGCAAGAAGUAGUAGCAGCAGUAGUCCACCUAUCCUUCCACCUGUAGGUCCUUCUGGGGGUGUUACUCUUACAUCAGCCUCAACUCAUCUCAACGAAGAUAGCAACUUCAUAAGUGGUCGUGGCGCCACUUCUCCCGUUGAUAUGGUUGCGUUCAAUCAUGCACUGGACCCUGAUGCGAGGACGCGGUCUCUCCAAGAAUUAAAUCCUCGAAACAAGCCGCGUUCUGUCGUAAUCAUCUCCACAAAGUGGAACGCAGCGUUGCUGCAACCUAUAGUGGACUCUGCUCGCGAGUAUCUGACAGCUAAGGGCGUGCCAACACAGUGGCAUCUGUGUGCGGGUCACAUGGACUUGCUCAUUGGGGCAAAGACACUCUUAGCGCGCAGAAGGCCUAGACCAAGAGCGCUGAUCGUUCUGGGCAUGAUGGUGCCGAACGAGAGGAAGAGUGGUAUGAGAAUUUAAAAUUUUUGAUCUUUGAAAGAAAUAAGUUACCUUGAAUUCUUGAGCAGGCUGCUCUUCUUGAAGCAACUUCAAACUUUCGAACUUCCCCCAUCUCGCACACCAGAUGUCCCGAUCUUGGAAGCUGAUAGAAGUGCUAUUGUGAAUUCUUUAUUGAAUUUGACGCUGAGCAACGAUGUGCCGAUAAUCCAGGGAAUCAUGUGGUGCGACUCAGAGGAGCACGCUCGUGCCAAAGCUCGCGCCGGCAACAAUCCCGGGCGUGCAUAUGCCCAGUCCGCGUUGUACAUGGACAGCAUGCUGGAAACAACCGAGAUCGAAGAUGAGGACGCCUUCGGAUUUGGAUCGUCUGCAGAAAUGGAAGCAACAGAAGCGCAAGAUGGAGCUAAUAUAAAUGCGAAUAAUACUGUUUCUGGUGGCACCACAACUGCAACUUCUUCUGCGGUUGUGCCUGCGAAAAAUGCAACCCCUCCUACUGUGCAACUUUUCUCUAAUGUGGUAAACGUUGCAAUUAAGACAGGCGAUGCUGCUGCAUCGCCGACAGAGGAGAAAAAUAGUGUAGCAGAAGUCGUGGGGAGAGUUUAA